This is a messenger RNA of Vitrella brassicaformis, 3304 nucleotides long. NCBI's taxonomy places the organism in Eukaryota, Vitrellaceae. The record is from the annotation of a GenBank genome assembly.
GUGCUUUCUCGGCAAAUGUCACAUGACAGUACGACACAGAAACAUCCGUCAUUCGUCCACAGUCAUCACCACACACAACACAACCAGCACACUCGUCGUCACCUCACCCCUUCUCCGACCCCUUCUUGGCUUUCUUCUUGCCAUCCCCCUCCAGCCCAGCCUCAGCGUCCACCUGCUGCUGCGCGGGGGGCAGCUCCUCCAGCUGAUCUAUGUCCACCACCACGUGGCCGUUGACGCUCGCGCGCUUGCUGGCCGUGGGAGAGAGCGACUGCGACUGUCCGGGCUUGUUCCUGGGCGGGGGGACUUUGGGGGCGAAUGCGGGCGGGAAUGGUGGCGAGAGUGAGCGCUUGAUGGGGGCCUGGAUGGGGGAGUCCUUAAGGCGGAGGAUGGGCGACAUGGCGGAGAUGCCCUUGCCGGCCGCCUGGGCCUUCUUGAUGCUGCCCUUGAACUUCCAGAUGCCGCGGUCGUUCUCGGCGAACUCCCUGUGAGUGGAUGACAGACAUGGUGGGUGCCCGGUUGUGCGUGUGUGUGAGUGUGCUUGCGAGUAGAUGUACCUGAGCAGGCUUCUGAACGUGAAGUCCGCCAGCUCGAACUUGCGAUUCAUCAGUGUCUGGAACUCCUGCGAACACAACGAACAAUGGCACACACACUUGUGAUAUAAGGCACCGACUUUCUGUGGUGUGUUGUGUGCUGUAGGCACCUGUGUGACUUCGCUCUUGGUGAUGUGGUCCUGCCGCCUGAAGAGCGAUAUCAGCACGUCCCGGUAGGGAUCCACCUGCGGGUCCUUGCGAGACUGCAGAGCCCAUAUACCCCUGCACACACACACACACACACACACACAUUCACAGAGAGAGAGGGAGAGAGAGUGCCUUCUGUCGUGGUGUCGCCCCUACUUGAGCUCAAUGGCGAUGGCCGGGAGGACUUCCUGAAUGUCGGCAUCCGUUGUGACGGUGCCCUUGGCGUCGUGCUUGGCGUGCACGGCGGCCUUGAUCUCCGCCAAGGCCUGGGCCCCGCCGUCGCGGAGGAUGGUCUCGACUGUCUGUUGGAGGUGGACCUUGCUGCGGCGGUGGUGAGUGGCGUCACGCUGUCGCUGCUUCUUCUGGAUCUCCUCCACCAGCUUCUGGCGACCCUCAUUCCAGCGCUUGUCGAACCGAUCACACACAUCGGGGAACGCCUGAGAGACAGACAGACAGACAGACAGAGAGGUGUGCAGGGCAGGGCAGGGGGGAGAGGGAGGGUGUUGGUGUUGGUGUGUGUGCGGGUGUGUGUGUACCUGUUUGAAUGCGUCGUCAGGUGGGAGUUUGAACUGCCAGUGCUGCAUGCGGAACUCACCCACGGCGGAUAGCAUCUCCGACACCCUCUCGGAAUCCAUUUUCACCGCCUCCUGAAACUUGCCACGCUGCACACACACCACACACACACACCACACACCACAACACAAUGCCCUUUCUCUCGGCUCAUCGAAUGCAGUCAUGCUCGCUGACUGACCUGCACACCGGCGCCCCCCUGUCUGAGCAGCGUGAGCAGCAGGUCACGGCAGAGUGCCUCGUAGGGGUCUCUGCAGACGAGGGUCGACUUGGCGACCCAGUUGCCCAUGACGACUGUGCCGAACUCCUCAAGGAACGACAGCAGCUGCGGGUCGUCGACCGAGCGGGUCAGCAGCUGCUUCAUGCGCGCAAACGUCACUACCUGCAGGUGCGUCAAGACCUUCUGAACCUGACAUCCAUCCCAUACACACACAAAGAGACGAUGUGGCGCGUGAUGCCGAAUGCUGUGUAAGGGGCGGGGCAGACACGCACCUGUUGGUCGAUUGUGAGUCGGGAGAGGGACAGGAAAGAGAUCGGUCCUGACGCAGCAUCGGCCUGCCCAGCAGCAGCAGCAGAGGUGCCGCCAGGCGCCCCUCCCUCGCCACACGCACAUAGAGCGUUGAGGUAGGGUUCGACAGCCGGCAGGAAGGCCACCUCUGGCGGCGGCUUCAAGUCGGUAUCCUCGUCCUCCAGCUGCUCGUCGCCAUCGCUCAGCGUCAGAUCUUCCUCAACGUACUCAACCUCCACCAUCGACACGUCACGCGACCCCCUCCUGCUCUUGCCGCCGGGGGGCUUCUUCUGCUGCUUCUUCGGCGGCUCCUGCUGGUGCUGGUGCUGCCGCAGACCGCGCAUCAGCAGCUGUCUGUGGUAGGCCUGCCCGUCAUCAGCCAGCUUACAGAGGUUGUCGAACAUCUCGGCGCACUCGCCCGUGUCGCAGUCGUAGAAGUAGAUGUCCUGCCAGGGCUCGGCCUCCUCCAUCUCGCGCUGACGCGCCUGGGACAGCGCCAAGGCCUGCUGCUCACUGACGCUCUCGCGACGCCGAUACGACACCGACACUAAUGGCUUCUCCUCCUUCUCCUCCUUGACGUCUGAAGCUUCAGCCUUGGCGCCCCCAGAGGCAGAAGCAGCUGCUGCUGCCGCGCCAGCCCCCUCCUCUUGCUUGACCCUCUUCUUUCUGCUGCUGCCGGCGGUCUCCUCAGGCUGCGGCUCCUGCGCCUCGUCCGGCAGAAUGGCGUCCUCAGCCGCCUUGUCGACGUGGGCAAAUGAGGGCCGGAACUGGCAGACCGCACUGAGAGGCGACACGGUGAGGGAGCCGCCCCGGAGGAUGCCGAUGGCGUAUGAGCUGUCGGUGGAGGAGCUGCCUGGUUUGGACACCAGGUGGUGCCUGGCGACAGCGUGGAUGGGGUUGUCCUUGUCGUAAUUGUCGGACUCGGUGUUCAUCAGGUAGGACAGCCGGAGGCGGCGCUGCGUCUUCUUGAUGUCGACAGUGGCCAGCUGCCCCUGGUCGCCAUAGGGGCGGUAGACGGGCCGCAAUGGGUACUGCAGCAGGUACAGCUCAGCGUCGGGGAGGCGGUUGAUGUAGACGUCGAUUUCUCGCACGAUUUCGUCGUCGGCUGACUCAUCGACGUCCUGCUGAUCCACAUCCAUGGGAGCGGCCGACGGCGAGUCUUCCUCCGCCAUGGCUGGGUUGUCCUCGAUGCUCUGGUGGUGAGCAGCUUGUCGUUGUUGCCGAAAGCUGCGUCUACAGAUCCACAUCCGACAUCGCAGUGAGCAUGGGUGUGUGAAUCAUUUCGAGCUGAAUGGACUCGGCUUUCUCACCUUGUUCGGGAUAAGAUCUCUUCCAAAUGAAUGAUGAGCACUCGCCUUUGCUCCUCCCGCAGCAGCGGUCGCGCAGCAGUUUCAGGGAGCACCCUAGGCCGCAAAAGGCGAGCUCGCCUCCCCCAGCUGCCCAGAUCUGCCUUUCUUGUGCUCUUUUCCCUUGGCGGCUGCGUCAGCAU